Chanos chanos (milkfish) is the source of this 659-nucleotide messenger RNA. It is a transcript of the gene magoh, whose product is annotated as mago homolog, exon junction complex subunit. Gene Ontology annotation, cellular component: exon-exon junction complex; catalytic step 2 spliceosome; nucleus. Gene Ontology annotation, biological process: RNA splicing. NCBI's taxonomy places the organism in Eukaryota, Metazoa, Chordata, Actinopteri, Gonorynchiformes, Chanidae. The record is from RefSeq and is a predicted model, not a curated record. The transcript is spliced from 5 exons. The coding region runs from base 97 to 540 and encodes 147 amino acids.
GUUAGCCGACAUCCAGGCGGUAUCCUACACGCAACAGAAUCGCAAGUGUAGUUACCACAGUGGACGAUACUAAUUUGGUGCCCAUUAAGUAGAGCUAUGUCUACGAGUGACUUUUACUUGCGAUACUAUGUUGGGCAUAAAGGCAAAUUUGGGCAUGAAUUUCUGGAAUUUGAGUUUAGGCCUGACGGAAAGCUGAGGUAUGCCAACAACAGCAACUACAAGAACGACGUCAUGAUCAGAAAAGAGGCCUACGUACACAAAAGCGUGAUGGAGGAGUUGAAGAGGAUCAUUGACGACAGUGAGAUCACCAAAGAAGACGAUGCGUUGUGGCCCCCUCCAGACAGGGUCGGCAGACAGGAGCUGGAGAUUGUUAUUGGUGAUGAACACAUCUCAUUCACAACCUCCAAGAUUGGAUCUUUAAUUGAUGUCAACCAGUCAAAGGAUCCAGAGGGCCUCCGAGUGUUCUACUACCUGGUUCAGGACCUGAAAUGUCUCGUCUUCAGUCUCAUCGGACUUCACUUCAAGAUCAAGCCUAUCUAAGUUCAAUGCUGUUUACGUUUCCUGGAAAUAGUCUUUUAGUACAUAUUUGCUUCUUUCUAAACAUUUGUACAUUGCUUUGGAUGGAUCUGCUGUGGUGUUCUUCUUUUUUUUUUUUUUAA